AUGGACAAUAAAGAAAAAAUUGACAAGUUACAUGAGAUGCUAAAAGGAAACAAUAGAGAAAGGGUUCAGGAAAUUAUAGAAGUUGUGGACGAAACACCAAAAAAAGGAACUCAACAAGAAAGAGUUCAAAAGGUUGAUCACAAUUUGGACAAAGAGACUAUUGCAAAGAAAAUGGAGAUAGACAAACUCUCGCAACCAAAAGUAAUGAAAGAUCAUGCACAUGGUGACAAAGAAGUUGUACAAGAAACACCAAAGAAAAGAACUCAAGUGAAAGCUACAGUGAAUAGAGAAAGAAUUCAAAAGGUUGAUGGAAAAUUGGACAACCACAUUGCUAUGAAGAAAGCAGAGAGACCUAAGAUUUUGCAACCACAAGCUAAGGAAGUUUUUGCACAUGGAAACAAAGAAGUUUCACAAGGAAUGCUGAAAAAAAGAAUUCAUGAGAAUCUACUAGAGAACAAUAGAGAUAAAAUUCAAGAGGUGGAAAAACCAGUUGCAAGGAGAAUACUUAUUUCUUCCAAAAAUAAGAAACCAGAGAAAUCUACUCUAUCUUUGGACACAAUGAUGUCAAAAGCUGAAUGCUCUAAAAAGCUAAAUAGGGUGCCAAAAUGCCCAUCAAUGUUGAUUGAUGAUUAUGUAGAUCUUCAUAAGUCAAAGGAAAUGGAUGCAACCAAGUCAAACAAUGGAGAAAAACUGGGCAGCAGCGUUAACCUCAACGAAGAAGAUGCAAUCACAAAUAGAGAAAAAGAAAAAGAAACAUCCCAAAGAAAAACUCGUGGGAAAACUUUGUGCAAAAAGAUUCAUGCAAGAACUUUGGAAGAGCGAGUAGAAGUGACCUUUAAUGAGGAUUUUCAGCCAAUUGGUCCUAGUGAAAAAGUAGUAUCUGACUUGAGCCUCUUCUUGGGAACAUUGGCUAGGAACUCAACAUUUUGUCCUCUACGUUACACCAAUUGGUCAGGAAUGCCAGAUGAUAAUAAAAACCGUUUCUGGAGAUAUACUAAUCGGAAGUUUGUCUUGCCGGUUGAAGCACGAGAUUGGAUUGAGACCACUGUUAGAGAGACAUGGAGAAGAUAUAAGCACAAAAUUAAGAAGAAUCAUUUUUUGAAGUAUUCCAACAUGACCGAGAGACUCAAAAAUCGUCCACCAAACGUGCCAAUAGCCCAGUUUAAGAGUCUUUGUGCUUAUUGGAGUAAGGAAACUAUACAAGCAAUCAGUGAAAAUAACACUAGAAAUAGAGCUCAACUAAAGUGGAUGCAUCGAAUGGGUCCCAAAAACUUUGCUUUGACUCGUGAAAAAGUGGUAACUUUCUUUUGUUCUCAAUAA
Messenger RNA from Vicia faba (fava bean), 1320 nucleotides. The record is from the annotation of a GenBank genome assembly. Lineage: Eukaryota; Viridiplantae; Streptophyta; Magnoliopsida; Fabales; Fabaceae.